Molecule: messenger RNA, 264 nt
Organism: Funneliformis mosseae
Lineage: Eukaryota; Fungi; Glomeromycota; Glomeromycetes; Glomerales; Glomeraceae
Source: the annotation of a GenBank genome assembly
AUGUCUACAGAAAUGACUAAUCAAGAGAUUGAGGGAAAUGAUGAUGUGCCUUACGGCCAAAUCCUUGAAGCGAAUUUCACCGCGAGUGAAGAUCAUCAUUCGACACAUAGUGGUAGCAUUGAAGCAAAUCUUUUCGAGAGUGAAGAAGGUAAUCCUGCGAAUGAUAGGAAACCUGUUUACGUUAAAAGAAUUGAGAUUGAUCCUUCUGAAGAUGAAGCUUAUUCUUAUGUUAGAACCGACAAACUUAGAUACAGAUGGGAAUAA